This is a messenger RNA of Ostertagia ostertagi, 690 nucleotides long. The record is from the annotation of a GenBank genome assembly. NCBI's taxonomy places the organism in Eukaryota, Metazoa, Nematoda, Chromadorea, Rhabditida, Trichostrongylidae.
AUGCUGAUAGGAGAGUCAGUCUCACGUCAUCGUGCUACUCGUCUUGCCUGGAUUCCGCCGAAUGAACGUGUACCGCCUCCAGAUGUCGCUCCUCAAGUUGUACCUAAUGCCUCCCAAGGAGAUCACCCAGCGACUGCUCAAGAACAAGCAGCCGUGGCUGAUGAAAGUCCUUGUGCACCCACUACUCCUUUACCUACCCCUGUUCGCUCAGCUAAAUGCCAGUCCUACUCCAUGUCUUUUGUAACCGUUGCAUUCAGUCAAAGCUGUCGUCAAUCAAUGUGGUGGGCUUCGAGCCCUCCACUAUUUUGUCCCCAUCAACCGAUCAUGAACCUGAAUCGGAAGCCCCGUCAGUCCCACCACCCCCACCUGAUCUCUCGUAUACAGGGACCCACCAGCAAUGUCAGCCGAAUGACUUUGAUGCUUGCAGAUAGCUUCCCCAGCAGUCCUGCACCACCACCGAUUUCCAAAGAUGUAAUCGAAAAACUUGCAACAGACGCAGGUUCGCUACCCUACCGUUCUCAAGGAUUCUGUCUCAUUGGCGCGAAUUCUAUGAGAACUGAUCUCAUCAAUCGAAGUAAAACAGUUAGAAUCACUACACUUCUGGCAAUAGAAGAAUCAAUUGUCGUUUCGAUUCCGAAAAUACAUAUUGAUCAUUCGUUCAUUGACACAAAACAGGAAGCAGCAGUAUUU